Molecule: messenger RNA, 1158 nt
Organism: Peronospora belbahrii
Lineage: Eukaryota; Oomycota; Peronosporomycetes; Peronosporales; Peronosporaceae
Source: the annotation of a GenBank genome assembly
AUGGCACGGAAAUCUAAACGUCAACUAGAUCAAGAAACAGAAGAAAAAGACCAAGAAACGCCAUCGACUUUUACUUCAACUCGUCCCGUAGCUGACAUACCAUCGUCCUCGUCCUCUUCUUCAUCUUCCGAGUCUGAUCUCACUCGUAAACUUCCUGCUCCUGCUUCAGCUACUUCUAUCGACGAAGUGCGUGCUCCUCUUGUCCCUCCACGCGCACGUAAAGAAUCGAUUGUACUGCCACUACACUCCACAAGUCAAUUCCAUACAAAUCCAGUGGUAAACACAAUGAAUGGAACGAUUCAUGUCAAGGUGUUAAAAGCCAGUAAUUUGCCGACCAUGAACUUUGGCAAACGUCAAGAUCCUGUUGUGUUGGUACAAUUGGAUGAUUCAAAUCCUAAAUCAUGGGCAACAACGGAUCCUGCUUUUCAUGGCAAUACAAAUCCGGAAUGGGGAGAAGGUUCAAAUAAUGAAUUGGAACUCUUUUAUGAUGCCAAGUUGCUUGAGAAUAAAGCGACACUAACCAUUGAAGUCUAUGCAAAUGAAACGGGACAUGAACUCAUUGGGUCGGGACAACUUGAUGUGAGCUCAAUUGUUGCAAAUCAAAGCUCGGAUCCAAUUCAAUCGACAGUUCAUUUGAAUGGUAAUCGUGGUGAAGUGAUUGUACAAGUAUGGUUUGGUCCACCUGUCCGCAAGGCUUUUCGUGCAGCAGGACGUGCUACCAAAUUGCUGGAUGCUCGUGAUGCUUUUGUCGGAAGUUUGUGCUCGAUCAUGGCGACUAUUUGUGGUUUUGUAUCGAAUUCGAUGCCGACGGAUUUUGCCAAGAAACACCGCAAGCUCAGUAUCGCUCUGGCGGGGAUAUUGGGCAUCAUGGGCGCUGGAGCGCUCACUGUGUUUCUGGCUUUUGCUGUGCCGACAAUGCUGGUGGCUUUCUUCACGUUUCCAUUCUGGAUCAUUCCGUUUUUGGUUACGUCGUUCUUCACGGCUCCCGUAUGGGUACCUAUUCUCCUGCUUGUCGGACUCUUUCUGUUGUUUAUCGCGUCGUUUGUCUUUGGACUUGGCGCUACGUCACGCCCUGUGCGUCGCAAAGGUGCUUUAAUCUCGAACAAGAUUAAACACUCGGGGGUCGGCAAGCGCGUGGUCUAUGAGAAGACGAUCUAA